CAGGUCAAAAGUUGAUUAAUUCCCGAGAUCCCCCAGAAUCUUUCUUUUUCUCUUUUCUGGCAGCUUCGGCUUCCCAGUCGGGGUAGUAGAGAGGUUGGGGGCGUAGGAGAGGCGGGGAGGGCGCGGCGAAGGAGGCGGGAGCCGGGUGCCGGUGCGUGCCGCGCCCGCUCCUGCCGGGUGAGAGUCCGGGCCGGGUUUUGCGCCGUGUCCCCGGGCUUGUCUCACGGCCUCCAGCCGCCGCCGCUGCCGUGUUUACUGAGCUCGCGCGUCCUGAUAUCACUCCGCUGGCAUGGAGGAGGAGGAGGAGGUGGAGGAGCGAGAGGAGGAGGAGGAGGCGGCGGCGGCGGCGGCGAGCAGUUGAUCAUUGUGAUGGUGGCAGGAGCAGCGGCGGCAGCGGCAGCCCAGCCGAGCGUUAGGGGCUGCUCUCCGCGCGGCGUUUUGCAAAGGACUUCACCGAUCUACUUUUGCAGUCGCCUCGGACUGUCCAUGUGUUUACUUCCCCCAGCCCGAGGAUUCGAUAUCUAGGUUCCUGUGAAAUGCAACUGAGCAGCCAAAGUACUUUGAGAACACGGGGCGGCAUAAACACCAAAACUUUUUUGUGGAAGGAAAAUGCAAUAAGCAAGCUUGCCGUUUUCCGAUGCGGUGUGGAGUGAGUGUGUGUCGCGCGUGUCCGCACUGGAGGCAUAUGCUUGUGUGUGUACAUGGGGUGUGUUUUUCGGUACGUAGGGAGAAAAUGCUUGCCAACCACCGGAAAUCUCCUGGAAUUUAUUAGAAAAUAAUGGAUUAUAAAAAGAAGGCAGGCAAGGAGCGGAUCUCCCCUUGAGUUGCAACCCGAUUUGCUGCUGGCUCAGUUUGUUGUGAUUCUUUUUGUUGAUAGGUGUCUGAUGGUAUUCUGAUAACACCCCCCUUUUUUUCCCCUCGAGCUUUACAGUUUAAAAAAAGGAAACAAAAAAACCACCCCAAAAUCUCUCCCCCUUUUUUUCGCCCCGGCGGGAUCGCUGUUUCCAUCCAUGUGCUUGCGUCUCCCCCGCGUUCCACUUAAACUAUUUUAAUCCUUGGACCCAAGGAGGAGGCUGAUAGGGGGGUGGAUAAAAAAAGUUCUUCCAAAAUAGUGUGCCCGGGGAGCAGGAUGGGGGAUUUCGCAGCCCCCGCUGCUGCCGCGAAUGGCAGUAGUAUUUGCAUCAACAGUAGCCUGAACAGCAGCCUCGGCGGGGUCGGGAUCGGUGUGAAUAAUACUCCCAAUAGUACUCCUGCUGCUCCGAGUAGCAAUCACCCCGCUGCCGGCUGCGGCGGCGGCGGCUCCGGGGGCCCCGGCGGCGGUUCGGCGGCCGUCCCCAAGCACAGCACCGUAGUGGAGCGGCUCCGCCAGCGCAUCGAGGGCUGCCGGCGGCACCACGUCAACUGCGAGAACAGGUACCAGCAGGCUCAGGUGGAGCAGCUGGAGCUGGAGCGCCGGGACACCGUGAGCCUCUACCAGCGGACCCUGGAGCAGAGGGCCAAGAAAUCCGGCGUCGGCACCGGCAAGCAGCCGCACCAGAGCAAACCCCAGCAAGAUGCGGAGGCAGCCUCGGCGGAGCAGAGGAACCACACGCUGAUCAUGCUCCAAGAGACUGUGAAAAGGAAGUUGGAAGGAGCCCGAUCACCACUUAAUGGAGACCAGCAGAAUGGUGCUUGCGAUGGGAGUUUUUCUCCAACUAGCAAGCGAAUACGAAAGGACAUUCCCCCAGGGAUGGAAGCCAUCAACAGUUUGCCCAACAACAUGCCACUGCCUUCAGCCUCUCCUCUUCACCAACUUGACCUGAAGCCUUCUCUGCCCUUGCAGAAUAGUGGAACUCACACUCCUGGGCUUCUAGAAGAUCUUAAUAAGAAUGGUAGACUCCCAGAGAUUAAACUUCCUGUCAAUGGUUGCAGUGACUUGGAGGAUAGCUUCACUAUCUUGCAGAGCAAGGACCUCAAACAAGAACCUCUAGAUGACCCUACUUGCAUAGACACAUCAGAAACAUCACUUUCAAAUCAGAACAAGCUGUUCUCAGACAUUAACCUGAAUGAUCAGGAGUGGCAAGAAUUAAUAGAUGAGUUGGCCAACACGGUUCCUGAAGAUGACAUACAGGACCUGUUCAAUGAAGACUUUGAAGAGAAGAAGGAGCCAGAAUUCUCACAGCCGGUGACUGAGACCCCCCUCUCCCAGGAAAGUGCAAGUGUGAAGAGUGACCCCUCUCACUCUCCUUUUACACAUGUCUCCAUGGGAUCUCCCCAGGUGAGGCCUUCUUCUUCUGGUCCUCCCUUUUCUACAGUCUCCACGGCCACUAGUUUACCUUCUGUUGCCAGCACUCCCGCAGCUCCAAACCCCGCUAGCUCACCAGCAAACUGUGCUGUCCUGUCCCCUCAAACUCCAAACCAAGCCCACACUCCAGGCCAAGCUCCACCUCGGCCUGGAAAUGGUUAUCUCCUUAAUCCAGCAGCAGUGACAGCGGCCAGUUCAGGCUCGGGCCCUGUGGCUGUGCCCAGCUCCGACAUGUCUCCAGCGGAGCAGCUCAAACAGAUGGCUGCACAACAGCAACAAAGGGCCAAACUCAUGCAACAGAAGCAGCAGCAGCAGCAGCAGCAGCAACAGCAACAGCAGCAGCAGCAGCAACAGCAGCAACAGCAGCAGCAACACUCAAAUCAGACUUCAAGUUGGUCUCCUUUGGGGCCUCCGUCCAGUCCAUAUGGAGCAGCUUUCACUGCAGAAAAACCAAAUAGCCCAAUGAUGUACCCCCAAGCCUUUAACAACCAAAACCCUAUAGUGCCUCCAAUGGCAAACAACCUGCAGAAGACGACAAUGAAUAACUACCUCCCUCAGAAUCACAUGAAUAUGAUCAAUCAGCAGCCAAAUAACUUGGGUACAAACUCCUUAAACAAACAGCACAAUAUUCUCACUUAUGGCAACACUAAGCCUCUGACCCAUUUUAAUGCAGACUUGAGUCAGAGAAUGACACCACCAAUGGCCAACCCCAACAAAAACCCCCUGAUGCCAUACAUCCAGCAGCAGCAGCCACAGCAGCAGCAGCCACAGCAGCAGCAGCCGCCACCCCAGCUCCAGGCUCCCAGAGCACACCUGAGUGAGGACCAGAAACGCAUGCUUCUCAUGAAGCAGAAAGGAGUGAUGAAUCAGCCCAUGGCUUACGCUGCACUUCCAUCCCACGGUCAGGAGCAGCAUCCAGUUGGGCUUCCCCGGACCACAGGCCCCAUGCAGUCCUCCGUAGCCCCAGGCUCAGGCAGCAUGGUCUCAGGAGCCAGUCCCGCAGGUGCCGGCUUCCUGGGCAGCCAGCCCCAGGCAGCCAUCAUGAAGCAGAUGCUCAUUGACCAGCGGGCCCAGUUGAUGGAGCAGCAGAAGCAACAGUUCCUGCGGGAGCAAAGGCAGCAACAGCAGCAGCAGCAGAUUCUGGCCGAGCAGCAGUUGCAGCAAACGCAUUUGCCCCGGCAGCACCUCCAGCAGCAGCGGAAUGCAUACCCUGUGCAGCAGGUCAAUCAGUUUCAAGGUUCUCCCCAGGAUAUAGCAGCCGUGAGAAGCCAAGCAGCCCUCCAGAGCAUGCGAACAUCACGGUUGAUGGCACAAAACGCAGGCAUGAUGGGAAUGGGACCCUCCCAGAACCCAGGGACAAUGGCCACAGCAGCAGCCCAGUCAGAGAUGGGACUGGCACCUUAUAGCACCACACCUACCAGCCAGCCAGGAAUGUACAGUAUGAGCACAGGAAUGACCCAAAUGUUGCAGCACCCAAACCAAAGUGGCAUGAGCAUCACACACAACCAAGCCCAGGGGCCGAGGCAGCCCGCCUCUGGGCAAGGGGUUGGGAUGGUGAGUAGUUUUGGUCAGAGCAUGCUGGUGAACUCAGCCAUUCCCCAGCAGCACCAGCAGAUGAAAGGGCCGGUAGGCCAGGUGCUGCCGAGGCCCCAAGGCCCACCGAGGCUGCAGAGCAUUAUGGGAACGGUCCAGCAGGGAGCACAGAGCUGGCAACAGAGGAGCUUACAGGGGAUGCCUGGAAGGACUAGUGGAGAGUUAGGAGCAUUCAACAACAGUGCCAGCUACCCACUUCAAGCUGGCCAGCCGAGGCUGACCAAGCAACACUUCCCACAGGGACUGAGCCAGGUCGUGGACGCUAACACUGGCACAGUGAGAACCCUCAACCCGGCUGCGAUGGGUCGGCAGAUGAUGCCACCACUUCCGGGGCAGCAGGGCACUAGCCAGGCCAGGCCGAUGGUCAUGUCUGGCCUAAGCCAGGGCGUCCCUGGUAUGCCAGCGUUCAGCCAGCCCCAGGCACAGCAGCAGAUGCCCAGUGGCGGCUUUGCUGCAAGCAGCCAGAGCCAAGCCUAUGAGCGGAACCCCCCUCAGGACGUGUCAUACAAUUACAGCGGCGAAGCAGCUGGGGCUUCCUUCCCUGGCCUCGCCGACAGUGCAGACCUCGUGGACUCCAUCAUCAAAGGUGGGCCUGGGGAUGAGUGGAUGCAGGAGCUUGAUGAAUUAUUUGGAAACCCCUAGUCAAGAGGGGCCCCAGGAGCCACAACUCUAGUGGUUAAAGCUUAACGUGAAAAAGAAACAGGAUGUUGACCCAUCCUUGUUUUUUCGUUUUUUUGACCCACGUAAACUGAGCAAAACUGCAGCUGGCUGACAGUGGAAGAUCCAGGUGCCAAUCCACAGCCCCGCGGGGCCUCAUUUCACCUGAUUUCCACACAGCAGUCGAGACGAGAUGCCAUGCAGAUCCCUGCUGUGAGAGAGGGAGACACGCCAGAGGCAGGUGGGGAAGACGAGUCUGAAGCCCCUGUGCUCGGCAUUCCCUGUGACCACCUGGCCCAGCAAGGGCUGCGCCAGCCAAGACGGACUGCUGCCCAAGGUGAGGUAUCCGUCUGCCCCUCCUGGCCCAGGUCCGGAGACUGCAGCUUGGGAGACACAAAAGUGACAGAGCCUCAGGCCAGGGAGAGUCCCACAGAGGCUGCUGGGUGGUUGCGCAGGCCCAGAGCACAGGUCAGAAAUGCGCUGGACUCUGGCUGGAAAGAGAUGUCAGGCUUCAAGACGUGCUACUGUAUUUGGAGGGUAGACACGAAGAGCAGUGAGAUGUCUCAGGGAGACGACGACAGAUCCUACAGGCCUGUCUCCUGCCCUGUGAUGACCCUCAGGAAUUUGAGAGGCGUUGCUGUCGGCUGCCUCACAAGGAUUGCCAAGUAAGCUUGGAGAAGGGUCCCUCCAGCUGUCCUGGGGAACAGCCCUCUGCUGGUGGCCAUGGUGGCCAUCCCUCCACGUAGUUGGGCUGGAACCUCCUGGGGGCCCGGAUGAUACUUAUACGUCUAGGCAGUUCCCAUCUACUUGUGGCUGGAUGCUGUGUGUCUGCCAGCAUGCCGCCUUUCUCCCUCACCCCUGCCUUUAUUUCUCCUUGCCUCCACUCCAGCCUGCCCUCGCUUCUCCUUACAGUCUAUCCAAGAAGAAAUGAAGCUUUUGUCUCUAGGGAGCCUGGGCAGAGUCAAAAUAAAUGCAAGAAGAACUUAGACAAUGCCUGAAUUGCAAAGGCGACACUGGAGUUUUCUGUCUCUAACGUGUAGAGUUGAGUGAAUAUUCUCUGCUGGGAACUGAGUGGGCUGCUCUGCUGAUGGAUGGUGGGUUUGUAUGAGCUGCAUCUGAUACCUCUGGUACACCCAGGGAUGAAUGGCCUGGAGGUCACUGGCUCUGGCUCCCCUUGGGAAAAUCCCAGGGGUGAUGCUGUAAAAUUGGCCUUGUCCUUAAUCCUUACUCACCGAAAAGACAAAUCUAAAAUCCUGAGAGAUGAGGAACUGAAAAAUCAAUUGCUCCACCUUAUACAUUUUGGUGAUAAAAAGGAGGAAGAUAUGGUUCAUUUCAUAUGGGCACAGUCAUCCACUUCCAAAGUUCUGUACAGUUGUUCUCCUUGUAAUUCACUCAAAUUUGCCCUAACCGGAGACUGCCGGAAGGGAUCAACAACCUCUUCUAUCUAAGGCUUGUCUCUGUAGUCCUCGCCUCCCCUCCCACUGUCCUCUUCUGGAAGCCAUGUGGCCUAUUGUUGUCCCGAGUAAGAAGGGCGUGUGCUUUUCUCCUACCACUCCUUCCCUGCGUGAACGAAAGCCUGGCUCCCUUCUGUGCACUCACAUGCAACUUGCCUCGCCAGAGCCCAGGCGGGGCUGUGGGGAGCAGGACUGGCUGCACUCAGGGCAAGGUCCUGAGAAGGGGGGUUCGAAUGGAAGGCUGGGGGCAGAGGAUGUAGUGAGGCGGCAGGCAGGCAAACACUGCCCCAGAUGUGCUCGCCGUGUACCAAGGUUAUACAGUUGUGCGUUGCUGACAACACGAUACAUUCUGAGAAAUGUGUCCUUAGGCAAUUUCAUCAUUGUGCAAACGCAGAGUGUCCUUACACAAACCUAGAUGGUAUAUAGUCUACUACACACCUAGGCUGUAUGGUACUAAUCUUGUGGCACCACCGUCAUACGUGCGGUCCAUCGUUGACCUGAACGUGAUGUGGCGCGUGACUGUGGAUCUACUCAGCAAGGGGCAGGAUGGAGGCCAGAGCGGGCCAGGUGGGUGAGAGCCCAGGCAGGGGCUGUGCUCCCUCUGGGAAGAGGUGGUGGCAGGGUGACUGUGAACUCCCUGCACGGGGAGGGACACCACCAAGGAAACUCUUGAGUGGAAACAGAUGAAAACCAAAAAAAAAAAAAGAAGUAAACAAACAAGAAACAGAAUACAUAAUUACCUUUUUCUGAAAGGUACAGGAAAUAAAUAUAUAAGCAAUGAUGAGAAACUGGAGGUGGCUGAUGGGGAGGGGGGCACUUCGUUACCUUUUCAAAGCUUCCUCCAAAUGUUCAGUACUGGGACCAACUAAAUAGAGAGGUAGAUUUUAAUAAGGUUGUUUUGUUUUGUUUUGUUUUUCCUACGGUGCUGAUGUAUAUGUAAUGUCUAAAAAAGUUAUUUGUAAAUAAGUUUUUACAAUACUGCAGAUAUCACUGGGUCUACUAUCUGUAAAAAAUAUACAUAUAAAUAUAUAUAUACUGUUUGUUUAAAAUAGAGUAUUUUUAUUUCAUUCCUUAACUCAUCGUCACAGCAGUGGUAUUGCACUUCAGAUGACAUCUAAUGACUAAUUUGUACUGUAUGACCUAUGGCAACUUGCUCCAUUUUAUUCAGAUUUUUCUAGUUUUCUGUUUUUACUUUGUACAUUGAGCAUUGCUUAUUUCCUUUUAAUAAAUGUACAGAACUCUGAAAUGUAGAAAUGAAGUGAUGUUGACAUACCACUUUUAAAGGAAAAAAAAAUGAAUAAAAGAUUGUUAUCUGAAUCAA
Messenger RNA from Equus caballus (horse), 7309 nucleotides. RefSeq names its product mastermind like transcriptional coactivator 3 (gene MAML3). Gene Ontology annotation, biological process: positive regulation of transcription of Notch receptor target; Notch signaling pathway. The record is from RefSeq and is a predicted model, not a curated record. Gene Ontology annotation, cellular component: nuclear speck; nucleoplasm. Lineage: Eukaryota; Metazoa; Chordata; Mammalia; Perissodactyla; Equidae. Gene Ontology annotation, molecular function: transcription coactivator activity.